CCGCGCCGUAUUACUGCGCUUUUUAUGCCCAUCUUUAUUAUUAGAGCAACGCCCCGCCCCUCCUACCUGUUCAUCUCUCUACCGUUCUCUGGAGCGAGCGCAUCUGACAGGCGCAAUCAGCCUGAGCGGGAGCAGAGGAACAGUGGGGGAAGACUACAUUUACCCGAGAGCUUAUCAUUGUUUGCUGAAUUUAGUGGAAACACCGUUCGAUUAUGUAUUUUGGGUUUUCGCAUCGUGGCAACCGUUUGGGGACUUGAAAUAUAUUCAGCCAUUCGAAAACCAUAUAGGCUAUCGAUUAAAUUGACGUUUAGAAAAGUGAAAUCGAUUGUCCGCGGUUAAUCGACGGAAUCACUGGACUGAAGACGGCUUGAGAGACCGGACAGAAGGUGGUUGAAAAAACAGCCUUGGUUUAAUGUCGCUGCGCCUAUCAUAAUCUGAAACAUUGGCAGCCUCGAUGCCUGCUAGAUGAGACCAUCUUUGCCAUGGCAUUUGUCCUGAAAGACUUGGAAAACCCCUACAAAUGAAAAACGCUCAACGUUCAUCAUUACUGCGGAUUUAAAUGCUUCUCGCGAAUGGACACCGACCCGCUAUUUCGCACCAGUUUGUGCGUGCGGCGUUUUCCACUGUAGCGGAAAUCUGAACUAGAUUGCAAUAAACAGUUAAGUGCGGGUGACAAUAAUAUAGAACGCGAAGGGGGGUAUUUUUGUUUCAAGCAAUAUGGCUGGUGAGUGGGGCUGGGGACGCUGGCACAGGCUCUCCAAGGCUCCUAGAUGCUAGCUGAGCCGGAUGCCACCGUUCUCCAUGGAAGCGGCAACUCUAUGAUGAGUAGAAAUAUCUAUCAUAAUAAAAAUCAGGACUCCUCGAUCUCUAUAUCCAAAAUGGACGUGAUCAUCCCCUUCUCGCCAGACGUGCCCUGCGACAAUAAUGGCCAACGCAUGUGGUGGGCAUUCCUCGCCUCCUCUAUGGUGACGUUUUUCGGGGGUCUCUUCAUCAUUCUCCUUUGGAGGACCCUUAAAUACCUGUGGACCGUGUGCUGCCACUGCAACACCAAAAAGAAGGAGGCCCAGAAGGUGAAUAACCCUGCUAACAGUCAGGCAGCAGAUGGGACACCUAAGGGUCCUGAUGAGAAGGACGAAGUGGUACCUGCCAGCGAGGUUGGGUGGAUGACCUCUGUGAAGGACUGGGCCGGGGUCAUGAUAUCAGCACAGACACUCACCGGCAGAGUCCUGGUCGUGCUCGUCUUUGCUCUCAGCAUUGGAGCACUUGGAAUAUACUUUAUAGACUCUUCUGAUCCCAUAGAAUCCUGUCAGAAUUUCUACAAAGAUUUCACGUUACAGAUCGACAUGUUCUUCAAUGUCUUCUUCCUCCUCUACUUUGGGCUGCGGUUCAUAGCUGCCAAUGAUAAGCUGUGGUUCUGGCUGGAGGUCAACUCAGUGGUGGACUUCUUCACUGUUCCUCCUGUCUUCGUAUCGGUCUACUUGAAUAGGAGCUGGCUGGGCUUAAGAUUCCUGAGAGCCUUGAGAUUGAUACAGUUCUCAGAAAUUUUACAGUUUUUGAAUAUCUUAAAAACAAGCAAUUCCAUCAAGCUGGUGAACCUGUGUUCCAUCUUCAUAAGCACAUGGCUAACAGCUGCCGGAUUCAUACAUUUGGUAAGUGGCUGGGCGGGGGGGGAUCCUUGGGAAAACUUCCAAAAUUCCCAGUCACUUUCCUAUUGGGAAUGUGUCUACUUGCUCAUGGUCACUAUGUCAACAGUGGGCUACGGGGAUGUCUAUGCAAAAACCACCCUGGGACGCCUGUUCAUGGUCUUCUUCAUCCUUGGGGGUUUGGCCAUGUUUGCCAGCUACGUCCCUGAAAUCAUAGAGUUAAUAGGAAACCGCAAGAAAUAUGGUGGUUCCUAUAGUGCGGUUAAUGGGAGAAAGCACAUUGUGGUCUGUGGUCAUAUAACGCUCGAAAGUGUCUCCAACUUCCUCAAAGACUUCCUACACAAGGACAGGGAUGAUGUCAAUGUAGAAAUUGUUUUUCUCCAUAAUAUUUCCCCUAAUCUUGAGCUGGAAGCCUUGUUCAAACGCCACUUUACCCAAGUGGAGUUCUACCAGGGAUCUGUUCUCAACCCUCACGAUCUGGCCCGAGUGAAGAUUGAGUCAGCAGACGCCUGUCUGAUUCUGGCUAAUAAAUACUGUCCAGAUCCCGAUGCUGAAGAUGCCUCCAACAUCAUGAGGGUCAUCUCUAUCAAGAACUAUUCCCCUAAGAUACGAAUUAUCACUCAAAUGUUACAAUACCAUAACAAGGCUCACCUGCUCAACAUUCCUAGCUGGAACUGGAAGGAGGGGGAUGAUGCGAUCUGUCUAGCAGAGCUGAAGGCUGGCUUCAUAGCUCAGAGCUGUCUAGCCCAGGGCCUCUCCACCAUGCUUGCCAAUCUCUUCUCCAUGAGGUCUUUCAUCGAGAUUGAAGAGGAUACGUGGCAGAAGUACUAUUUAGAAGGGGUAGCUAAUGAGAUGUACACAGAGUAUCUGUCCAGUGCCUUUGUGGGGCUCUCCUUCCCAGCAGUCUGUGAGCUGUGCUACGUGAAGCUGAAGCUGUUGCUUAUCGCCAUCGAGAACAAGUCGGAGCUGGGAGAGAGCAGCAUCCUCAUCAACCCGGGGAACCACGUAAAGAUGCAGGAAGGAACUCUGGGGUUCUUCAUCGCCAGCGACGCCAAAGAAGUAAAGAGAGCAUUUUUCUACUGCAAAGCUUGUCACGACGACAUCACAGACCCCAAACGGAUCAAAAAGUGUGGCUGCAAACGACCCAAGAUGUCCGUCUACAAACAAAUGAAACUGGCAUGUUGUUUUGAUUGCGGCCGUUCAGAGCGAGACUGCUCUUGCAUGUCAGGCAGUGUACAUUGUAACAUGGACACCCUACAGAGGGCCUACCCACUCUCCUCUGUCUCUGUUCAUGAUUGCGCAACCACUUUACGUGCCUUUGAAGAUGAGCACCCGUCAACUCUGUCACCCAAGAAAAAGCAGCGGAACGGAGGUAUGCGAAACUCACCCAACAACUCGCCCAAAAUGAUGAGGCAUGACCCUCUACUAAUCCCUGGGAACGAGCAGAUGGAGAACAUGGACAUGAAUGUGAAGCAGUACGACUCCACGGGAAUGUUCCACUGGUGCCCAUCGAAAGAGAUUGAGAAGGUCAUCCUGACCCGGAGUGAGGCAUCCAUGACGGUGUUGAGCGGCCAUGUAGUGGUCUGUAUAUUUGGAGAUGUCACGUCCGCUCUAGUGGGGCUGCGAAACUUGGUGAUGCCUUUGAGAGCCAGCAACUUCCAUUAUCACGAGCUGAAGCCCAUAGUGUUUGUGGGCUCGCUGGAGUACCUGAGGAGAGAAUGGGAAACUCUCCACAACUUCCCCAAGGUCUCCAUACUACCUGGUACGCCAUUAAGUCGUGCAGAUUUAAGGGCUGUCAACAUCAACCUCUGCGACAUGUGCGUGAUACUGUCGGCCAAUCAGAACAAUAUCGACGACGCUUCGCUGCAGGAUAAGGAAUGCAUUCUGGCGUCGCUCAACAUCAAGUCUAUGCAGUUUGACGACAGCAUCGGGCUCUUGCAGGCUAACUCCCAAGGUUUCACGCCUCCUGGAAUGGACCGGUCCUCUCCAGACAGCAGUCCAGUACAUGGUUUAGUACGCCAGGCCUCCGUCACCACCGGCGCCAACAUCCCCAUCAUCACUGAACUAGUGAACGACUCCAACGUUCAGUUCCUGGACCAAGAUGAUGAUGAUGACCCGGACACAGAGCUGUACCUGACGCAGCCCUUCGCCUGCGGAACCGCCUUCGCUGUCAGCGUGCUGGACUCUCUCAUGAGUGCAACAUACUUCAACGAUAAUAUCCUCACCCUGAUCCGGACGCUGGUGACUGGGGGAGCCACCCCGGAGCUAGAGGCUCUAUUGGCCGAAGAGAACGCCCUGCGAGGGGGCUACAGCACGCCACAGACACUGGCCAACCGAGACAGGUGUCGUGUAGCCCAGCUAGCCCUCUAUGACGGGCCCUUUGCCGACUUGGGGGAUGGCGGUUGCUAUGGAGAUUUGUUUUGUAAAGCGUUGAAGACGUACAACAUGUUGUGCUUCGGAAUAUACAGAUUGAGAGAUGCUCACCUCGCCACGCCUAGCCAGUGUACCAAACGGUAUGUGAUCACCAACCCUCCGUAUGAGUUUGAGCUGGUCCCCACAGACCUGAUCUUCUGCCUGAUGCAGUUUGACCACAACGCGGGUCAGUCCCGGGCCAGCCUCUCCCACAGCUCUCACUCCUCCCAUUCCUCCAGCAAAAAGAGCUCGUCCGUCCACUCCAUCCCCACCACCAACCGGCAGAACCGCAGCAGCAAGGCCCGGGAGGCCGGCCACAAACAGAAAAAGGAAAUGGUUUACAGAUGAACCAGAAAAUGCCUACCCACGGAACAUUCAGAUCAAGCCCAUGAGCACUCACAUGGCCAACCAAAUCAACCAAUACAAAUCCACUAGCAGUCUGAUUCCACCAAUCAGAGAAGUUGAAGAUGAAUGCUGAAAACCAGGCCCACUUGAUGACCCGUGAGAAGUCUGGAUGCUCUUUCGAAAGGAGAGAAAGGGAGAUGACAAACGGGGAUGAUGAUGUUGAUUCAUUGGUCCUCACUCAUUCUACAGAUCAAGGGUUUGACAUAAACACCACAACUUGAAGGGACCUCCUAUGUGUAUACCUUUAAUGUUACUUCCAUGCUCUACAAUGGACAAUGUUUUAUUUAUCAAUCUUCCAUAGAGAUGUACAUAAUGACAAUCAAAUAAGGAUUGUUCAUCCCCCUAGCACUUUUUAAAAUUAUUUUAAGAGUUGAAAAAGAGAAGAAAAAGUACUUCCUGUCAUUAUUUGCAAUAGUUCACAUCUUUGUGUGACCACACUCCAUGGCUACUGUAGCUGAGGUUACUACUGGUUGUUGGAGGAUGAGGGCCGCGGCAGUUUUCUCAUCACAAUAUCAUAACAUCUCCAAAAGCUCCAGAAAACCGGCUGGGGUUCACCGCUCACCACUCAUACUCCCUAUCUGCUUCUGUUCUAUUUGCACAAAAACUGACCACCUUCUUUUGCAACAUGACGACUUGAAACAUUGAUAUCGUCCCAAAACAACUACCAUCACAGAAAGUGUCAGCUUUUUGAUUUGUUGAUACACUGAAUGAAAGAAAAGCUGCUUGUCAUUUGGAGAGAUGUACUGUGGUAAUGUGGAAAGAUCCAUUACGUCACUGCUUAGGGUAUGCUACUGUAUGUCAUCACACUGUUGAGUAAUCAAUUAAUGCAUUCCAGUCCUGUAGAAUGGGAUCAUAUUGAAAAUCAGGUGUCUUGAGACUCAGAGUACAGUAAGAGACAGUUCUUGGAUAAGCUGGCUGACAGAGUAUAUAGCUACGCUGUACUCACAUCUGUUCUGGUGAUAUCACAAUGAAUAUGGAUGAUAAUGAUGUCUAUGACAGCGUUUCAAGCUCCUAUCAUCGCAUGGUAUGUCCCUGAUCCCUUCUAUAACAAUAGAGCGCAGAUGAGCACCUUAAACUGAAAACAUAAAAGGGAUGAAAGAACAAUCUUGUCCUAUCCCUUAUGUGCAAACAUGAAAGGGGUGAAUGGACAACCUUGUCUCGUCCCUGGCGAAAACAUGAAUGGGGUGAAAAGACAGCCUUCUCUUGUUCCUUGUGUGGACAUACGAUGCAUAUGGUAUGUACAUGCAAUGUGUGUACUGUACAUGGCAGCGACGUGUCCCCUCAGUAAGAACAUUGGUGGUACAUCUGAGUUAAAUGCACAAAUUGGUAUCAUCAUCAUCUCUCCAUCAGUGUGUCUGUGAUGGUGGUUCAGCCUCUGGGGGAGCGUCAUGUGGGAUCAAGGCUACAAUCAUCCAAGACAAAUAGGAACUAGAUCUGUCUGGGGGUUGCAGAUCAACUAAUGAACUAAAUAAACAAGUUUCUAUACUUAGUCACAUCACCGGUAAUACACCAACUAUGAUUGAGCUGAACAUUUUUGUUAUAAACAUUAGCUGUGUGCCCUAAAACUUUAGGGAAAGCUUUUAAGUCCAAACCUUUGCCAUGAUAUCUUUGGCGAAAAUUGGGAUUUAAGAAUGAAAAAAUAAGCAUCUAAUUUGAAUGUUUUUUGUUUGUUGAGACAUUUGGAGAAGCAAUGCCACAUAUUGCGUAAAAUGGGCAUCAAUGGGUCCUCCUUUGACCAGAACCACUGCCUGGCACAGGGUUGGUAACAGAGGCAGUAAAGAGCUUGGAUGUUCUCCGUUGCCAAUCCUGAUGCUAUCAUAUCACCUCUAAACUCUAUGUAGGUAAACGUUAGGGAAAAGCUCAAUCAUAGUUUGGUUUAAAACGAUGCUGCUGAUGACUAUGAAGAAAGAUGGAGAAUGCUGCCUGUGUUCUUCAUGUUAUCCUGGUCAUGGCUCAAGUGUGUGUUCAAAAUGGACAGAUUUUGUUUUGAUCCAAAAGCAACCCAGACAGACCUGCAGCCUUGGAAAUGAGAGGGUAUGGAGUCACAGAUGAUACAACUAAAAACUAAACCUGGCUACAAACAUGAUUAUGUUAUAUCCAUAUGAGCUCAUUUUCUACUUAUUAUUACACAUGACCUAGUGAAUAAUGCUUUAUGAAAGUAAUCCAUUAUUUAUAUUACCAGGCCUUUAAUUGCAUAUAAGAUUUUUAUUCCCAAAUGAAUUGCUUUAUUUAACAUAAUCCUACCAAAAUGAUGAAUAUAAAUUCUGAAAUACUUAUAAUUAGACAUGCAUCAUUGAAGAACAGUAUAAAUCCUCUCUCCUCUUUGCAACAAAGACCAUCCCUGAAAGUAUAGUCAUUAUUAAAAGUCAAUAUUGUAUAGGAGAUUACCUAAAUUUAAGCUUUUGUCUUUAACUGUUGAGUGCUCCUUAAAACAUAGAUGGGCUUAGUUGAAGGAUCUCUGUAGCUGUAUUGAUAAACCUUAUCGCUGUGUAUAAGACUGCUCAUUUUCAUCGACAAGUGAAUACGAAUACAGAUGUGUGAGUCAAAUGGAAAUGGGGUAAAACAAUCGCAAAAAAACUUGAGUAUCAAUGGGUGUAAGUAAUACCCAUACAGAGCCAAUCGGAAAGGUGCAUGAAGCUGGAUCUGAGGCGUUCAGCCAUUUGUUCUCUUCUGAGGGGAAACUGUGUGACCUUCACUAUCAAUGAUUGACCUAAAUUAGGUCUCUUUCUAAGGAGGGAUACACUGUAGUAUUUAUGUGCGUGUAUACUGUAUACUGUCAUUCUCCAUGGACAUGUUUCAAACUAUGUGACAGAGAGAGAUUGUUAGACCAUCACCAGGUUGUUUGCAGUGAACAGAUAGCCAUGAUAAUAUAGACAACAGAUCAUGUAUUUCUAA
Molecule: messenger RNA, 7355 nt
Organism: Oncorhynchus keta (chum salmon)
Lineage: Eukaryota; Metazoa; Chordata; Actinopteri; Salmoniformes; Salmonidae
Product: calcium-activated potassium channel subunit alpha-1-like
Exons: 29
Coding region: 771-4403 (1210 amino acids)
Biological process (GO): transmembrane transport; potassium ion transport
Cellular component (GO): postsynaptic membrane
Molecular function (GO): large conductance calcium-activated potassium channel activity
Source: RefSeq, a predicted model, not a curated record